CAAGAACAGUGUUCUUAACCGCUGAGCCAUCUCUCCAGGCCCUCAUUUGGUAAUUUUUAUGAAAAUCAAGUCUUCAACUUAAACAGUAAGUUUAAAGUCCAACAUCCUAACAGAGUUGAAAGACACGCUGACAGACAUGCUAACUUGAUGCUCAUACACUAAAGGAUGACAGUAAGAAUGUAUUAAGUCUUUGUUUUCCGUAAUUAAGGCAUCAUAUUCCUGUGAGAGCAGAGAACUGGGCCAGGCAUGGCGGUGCGCACUUCUAAUCCUAGACAGAAGCAGGUGGAUCUCUGUGAGUUCCAGACCAACCAAUGCUACACAGAGAACUCAUAUACACUAGAAACACCGCUGUUCAUAGCAAACCAUUCUGAGCUGGAAGCUCCCACUGCCUGGGUUUCCCACCUGGAAAGCCAUGGGGGUGGGGGGCUCCUGGGCUGAGGACCGAGAUAGGCCUAACCCACCCCUCCCCUCUGAGCACAUUCCAGAGCCCUUCCGUGGCAGGAUGCUGACAGCUAAGAACAGUUAAUAAUUAAUUCCUCAAGAACCACUGAGGGACUCAGGCUUGGGUGGGGCCCAGACGCCCGUGGGGGCCCCUCCCUGUCCUCACCUUUCUUUCUUCAAGCGCCUGCCCCUCACAUCUGGGGAAAAGUGGGGCACGUGCUGAGGGAGGGCCGCCCUCUCCAAGACAGGGGAGAACUGGAAAACCCACUUGUCAGUUCCUCCCGCAAUCCCCCCAGCACAGGUGCUGGAAACUAGGUGGAGGCUCUCCCGUACCUCUACUGCCCUGGAGCAGUGGGGGAGCCAUGAUGGGGUCCUUGCUGCUCUUCCUCCUCCUGGCCCCCCUCAGCAGCUCGUUAGCAACAGGGCCAAGAGUGACUUUGCAGGUGAAGCUGAAGGAGGCUUUUCGAGCUAAGGCCUCACAGGACUCCAGCUUUCCUGAAUUGCUCCAAAAGCUCUGCCUCCUCCUCCAACUCCCUUCCGGGACCAACGUUACCCUCUAUCAGACAGGACCCCGACACCACCUCACCUGCAGAGCCUGAGCAACUGAAGCCCGCCUUACCGACAUGCAUGCAGCCCUGGGGAGCAGGGGAGGGAGAGUACUUGGGCCUGCCCUGCUGCAUGCCAAUAAACAAGCUGAAUUCAAUGACAGCGGUUCCACCAGCACGGGCGGGUGGACAGGAAAAGGGAGCUGGAUACCCAGGUCUUUGCCCUUGAUGCUGAUUUGGGUUCUGAUGGACUCCCCCUUAACACCACAGAGGCCCAGAGGGAGUAACUGAAAACAUACAGGCACACUAGACACCACCCCCCCCCCACACACACACACACAGCUGAGCUCUUUAGAGCUCCUGGGACUGGAGGCUCCCUUCAUCCCUCUCUGCCCGGGCUUUUCCACUUAUUGCCUGCAAUACUGAAUGCUUGGUAACAGGUGUUAUUGGCCCAUUUCACAGAUGAGGAAAUC
Nannospalax galili (Upper Galilee mountains blind mole rat) is the source of this 1459-nucleotide messenger RNA. It is a transcript of the gene Sfta2, whose product is annotated as surfactant associated 2. The transcript is spliced from 4 exons. The record is from RefSeq and is a predicted model, not a curated record. NCBI's taxonomy places the organism in Eukaryota, Metazoa, Chordata, Mammalia, Rodentia, Spalacidae. The coding region runs from base 804 to 1040 and encodes 78 amino acids.